Messenger RNA from Bicyclus anynana (squinting bush brown), 3845 nucleotides. Its product is annotated as lipopolysaccharide-induced tumor necrosis factor-alpha factor homolog. The transcript is spliced from 3 exons. The coding region runs from base 171 to 407 and encodes 78 amino acids. Gene Ontology annotation, molecular function: zinc ion binding. Lineage: Eukaryota; Metazoa; Arthropoda; Insecta; Lepidoptera; Nymphalidae. The record is from RefSeq and is a predicted model, not a curated record.
UAGUGCAGUAUGUGCUCGAGUCUUGUCAUCGCCUAGAUCCGAAGGCUAAGCGCAUAUAUUUUUAGUUCCCUGUUACUUUUCUCUCAGUGUAGUCGCUUAGUCGGUUGGUAAUUAACUCUGUGUUUGGUGUUUUUAUUUUAGUAAUUUAAUUAUACCUCGAAACAGCAAAAAUGAACGUCGCUGCAGUUGGACCGAAACCUGCCAGCCUGAUCUGCCCAUCGUGCAGAGCCAGCGUGGUCACCAGAGUGGAUCACAAGUCUACGACAAAGACACACAUCAUAGCAUUGAUUCUGUGCUUAUUCCUAUGCUGGCCAUGUGUUUGCAUUCCUUACUGCAUGGAUUCUUGCCAAAACGCCGAUCACUACUGUCCUAGUUGUAACGCCUACCUCGGAACGUACCAGGGAUAGCAAGUUGUCUUAUAUACAAAAUAUUUUACAUCAAUACACAUUUUUAUAUAUUUUUUUAUUCUUUACAAGUUAGCUCUUGACUACAAUCUCACCUGAUGGUAAGUGAUGAUGCAAUCUAAGAUGGAAGCGGGCUAACUUCUUGUAAAUCCACCGCGCAUACCACUGCGCGACGGAGGCCGUCAAAAUCUAAAUAUAAAUGAAUUUAGAUCUAUUGUUAUCACCACAAUGUUAAUGGUAUGGUUUUACAAUAUUUCCUGUGUCUUAUCAUAUGUUAAUAAUAUAAUAAGUGAAUAUGUAUUACAUUUAACCAAAACUUAAAAAAUUUGAGCAUAAAGAACCACGGUGAUAACCAGGGUCCAUUUAAAUAAACCGAAUUUAAUUAUAUUAGAAGAGUAUAACCAGCCACUUUGCUUAGCGUUUGUGGACUAUGAGAAAGCCUUCGAUUCGGUGGAAACUUGGGCUGUGCUAAGGUCUUUGCAGAGAUGCCGGAUCGACUACAGGUACAUCCAAGUGUUGAAGUGUUUGUAUGAAAGCGCCACUAUGUCAGUCCGUAUACAGGAUCAGACUACGAGACCAAUCCAAUUGCAGCGAGCAGUGCGACAGGGAGAUGUGAUCUCCCCGAAGCUAUUUACCGCCGCUUUGGAAGACGUCUUUAAGCUUCUGGACUGGAACGGAUUUGGCAUCAACAUCAAUGGUGAGUACAUCACUCAACUACGGUUUGCCGACGAUGUGGUCAUUAUGGCAGAGACUCUGGAUGACCUUAGUACCAUGCUCAACGACCUCAGCAGAGUUUCUCAACGUGUGGGCCUAAAAAUGAACAUGAGCAAGACGAAGAUCAUGUCUAAUGCUCAUGUAACGCUCCACCCAGUUAUUGUUGAGGACUCUGCGCUCGAAAUUGUAGACGAGUAUAUAUACCUAGGACACACAGUCCAGUUAGGAAGGUCCAAUUUCGAGAAAGAGGUAAAUCGCCGAAUCCAGCUCGGCUGGGCCGCGUUCGGGAAACUCCGCGACAUCUUUUCGUCCGAAAUUCCUCAGUGCCUGAAGACGAAAGUCUUCGAACAGUGCGUGUUGCCAGUGAUGACAUACGGAUCCGAAACUUGGUCGCUAACUAUGGGCCUCAUUAGAAGGCUCAAAAUCACUCAGCGGGCGAUGGAGCGAUCUAUGCUUGGAGUUUCUCUGCGGGAUCGAAUCAGAAAUGAGGAGAUCCGCAGACGAACCAAAGUCACCGACAUAGCUCAGCGAGUCGCGAAGCUGAAGUGGCAAUGGGCAGGCCACAUAGUUCGAAGAGCCGAUGGACGUUGGGGUCCCAAGGUGUUGGAAUGGCGACCCCGCACCGGAAAGCGCAGUGUUGGUCGACCCCCCACUAGGUGGACAGAGGACAUCAAGCGGAUUGCAGGAAACCGCUGGAUGCUGGCGGCUCGAGAUCGUUAUGCUUGGAGGUCCAUGCAAGAGGCCUAUGUCCAGCAGUGGACGUCCAUCGGCUGAAAUGAUGAUGAUGAUGAUGAUGUGCAAACUACAACAUUCAAUAGCUAAAAAGAAACAGAGUACAUAUUAUAGGCCAAAGUAAAUAUUGAAAGUAUAUUUACUUAUUACUUAGAAAAGAACUGAUAACUCAGUUUACAAUAACAAAAUCUAAUAAGAUAAUUUUUAAAAAUGUGUCUAUUGACCUCUUCUGUAAUUUUAAUUUUUAUAGGUACACACAUUUUGUAAUAGACCAAAAUUGGUGAAUUUAGUGCAUUGCAAAUAACUAAAAAAUAAGAAGAAGUACUCCAUUCGUAUUCAUAUUAGAAUCUCGGAUCAGUGCACAAAAGCAAUUAAAAAAACCUGUCUUAUUACUAAAUAAUUAUAAUUGAACAAAAAUUGCUUAUAGCAAAAAAUAUAUUGCUUGUAAUUUCUUAAUUUCACUUUUAAAUUUUACGUAUAUCAUUAUCCAAGUCUACCAAUAGAUUUUAUAUAUAGAUAUAUAUUUAACUACUUAUCUGUAUUACCAUGUUGAAUAUUAUUUGUCGUUGCGUUCUUUCGUUAUCUCUGGAUUUCAGAUCAGAUUUGCAGUUAUAAGAGUUUAAUAUUGUUGAUAAAUAUUAUCCUUUUAUAGUUAAUUUUAAAAUUGUUAAACUGUAAAGAUUAUUUAAUAAUAUUAAAUAUUAAUUAUUUUUUACUUAUUUAUGUAUUAUAAAUGUAAAGUGUAAUUACACAAUUUAAAAUUUUGGUAUGAUUAUUAUUAUUCAAUUUAAGAAUUUGGUUAUUCCUAUAGGCCCAAUAUUUACGAAUUGCAUUUGAAUUAUUAUCAAAAUUCAGUCCUAAAUAUACCAAUUAAUACAAAAUUCGUAUGAAAAAUAGGGCCCUACGUUCAAAAAUUGCAUUUCGUUUGUCGUUCAUUUUUAUUGUAAUUAUUCUUAGAUUAUUUAAAUACAGGGUGAUUCGGUCUUUAGUGCGGAUAUUUUUUUUCGUGGUUCUGUAUCAUUAAUAGAAUAUAAAUCUACAAACAGUUCGAUACAUAUUAUGUAAUUUUUUUUUUUAAUUUAUGUCUCUAAAAUAACAAAAUAAUGUACAUAUUAUUACUAAACAAGAUAUAUUCAGCUUAAAAGUGAUCUGGUGACGUCCUUUAGGUAUCAAACGAAAAUAAAAUAAACGCACAAUAGGGUGACCCUAAAAUUCUGUUCAAAAGUAAAUAACUUUAGCUAACGAUAAUUUUGUUAUUUUUGAGUUAAAAAAAAAAAGAAAAAAUACGUGAUCAUUAAAUUUUGUUUAUGUACAAAAUAUAAAAAUAUCCGCACUAAAAAAAUUUUCUUCCUGUAUAAUCUAAGUUAUUAUUACGAAUGUUAUUUAAAAUUAAUAAUUGUUGUUUAUUUUCAUAAAAAAGUACUUUCCAACUUUACGCGCGUUAUAAAGUGUGAAGCUAUGAGUAAAUUUGCUUAUAGAUAUUUAUCAACUAAUACGAAUAUGUGAUGAUUGCAAAUCUACCUGUUGCGAAAGAUAAAUAAAUCAGUUUUUAGUUUCUAAUCAAAUAUAAAUGGUCCUACCUGUACUUUAUUAUUACCAAUAUUAUACAUUCGUGAUUUGUCUAAAUAGUUUGGAAGUAAGAUGAGUCAACAAAGUUUUUGUGUCUGAUUCUUAUUAUUGGAAUUACUCAUAUUUACCCACUUUGUGGCUCUCGUAAUAAUGUCUUUCCCCUGAAUAAUAUAUAUAGUAAUAAUAUAGUACGAGCAUAAUAUAGUCAUAUUUUUGUUACAAUAUUAUAAGAAGCCUUAUGAAGAUGGAAAGAUUUGCAAUCAUUUACAUUUGUCGUUAUUAUCUAUAUUUCUAUUUCGAUUUGUAAUCGUGUGAAUUUCCAGUAAUUCAAUGCUAUACUGCAUUUACUUAAGAUAAACGUUAUUUAGGUUAGUGUGCUAGUAUUUUGUUAAGCAUUUAAUAUAAAAUAAAUCGCUAUUUCAGUCA